AUGGAGGUUGAGUCUGAGAGGACGAAACCUGUUGCUGUGUUCAUGGCCUUCGGUACCAAAGGCGAUGUCUACCCAAUUGCUGCCAUUGCUGUGGCUUUUGCUUGUGACCAGAGACAAUACGACGUCGUUCUAAUCACGCAUUCAGCUCAUGAGAACUUAAGGUGUCACUUGUCUGAAAAACAUGUUUCAUAUCGUCCAAUUUCAUCACCACCUGUUCUCUCUAUCCAUCAGAAACAUGAUCCUACCGGCUCUGUGGAGUUGCCAUUUUCACUGCAGAAAAGGAUGUUUUCUAGCGAACACAGACAAGAAUGUUAUUUGGUAGUUGAAUCCAUAUUUGGAUCUGGCCCAAGCAUGGAGGGUGAUUUUAUUGUGAUAAAUUUCUUUGCUUUGGAAGGCUGGAGUUUUGCGGAACUUUUUCGUGUCCGUUGCAUGGUUGCUGCACCUUAUGUCGUUCCAUACAGUGCACCUUCAUCAUUUGAGCGCCACUUUAAAAAGGAACUUCCACUUUUGUAUAAAUACCUUAAGGAAGCUGACAUCAGCAAGGUUUGUUGGAAAGAUGUGAUUCACUGGAUGUGGCCACUUUUCACUGAAUAUUGGGGAUCCUGGAGGUGUGACAAUUUGAAUAUGAGUCCUUGCCCUUUUACAGAUCCAGUAACAGGUCUACCCACUUGGCACGAUAGGCCUCCAUCUCCCCUUCUUUUGUAUGGAUUUAGCAAAGAAGUUGUUGAGUGCCCUGGUUAUUGGCCAUCAAAAGUUCGGGUUUGUGGCUUUUGGUUUCUCCCCAAUGAAUGGCAGUUUUCAUGUAAGCAGUGCUGUGAAAUUUCAAGGAUUGUUUCUUCAGGGCAUCUUUACACAAAAGAUGAACUGUGUUCAGCCCAUGUUCACUUAGAUUAUUUUCUGAAGACUCCGAUGCCUAUGCCACCUGUUUUCAUUGGCCUAAGCUCUAUUUGUAGCAUGGGAUUUUUAAAAAACCCUCAAGCUUUUCUUCGACUUCUCCAAACGGUCAUGGAGAUAACAGGUUACCGCUUUAUCCUCUUUACAGCGGGCUACAUGCCUUUAGAUACAGCAAUCCGAGCGAUUGUUGCUGAAUCAUCAUCAUAUGCGAUGCACAAACAGUUUAAUGAUGAGUGCCUUUCUCUCUUCAAGGAUCGACUCUUCUGCUUUUCUGGUACCAUACCAUACAAGUGGCUGUUUACUCGAUGUGCGGCUGCAAUUCAUCAUGGGGGAAGUGGCACUACUGCUGCAGCACUACUUGCAGGAAUCCCACAGGUAGUAUGCCCAUUUCUGCUAGAUCAGUUUUAUUGGGCUGAAAGAAUGUUCUGGCUUGGAGUAGCACCAGAACCAUUGAAAAGAAGCCACUUACUUCCAGAAGAAAGUGAUGAAAAAAUAAUCCAAGGAGCAGCGAAUUUGCUAUCCAGGGUCAUACAUGAUGCAUUAUCUCCCGAAAUUAGAGAACACGCUGUAGAAAUUUCUAAGAGAAUAUCUCUUGAGGAUGGAGUCUCAAAUGCUGUUAAAUAUAUCAAGGAAGAGAUUGGUUGUUCAAGCUGA
Messenger RNA from Prunus armeniaca (apricot), 1548 nucleotides. The record is from the annotation of a GenBank genome assembly. NCBI's taxonomy places the organism in Eukaryota, Viridiplantae, Streptophyta, Magnoliopsida, Rosales, Rosaceae.